AGUUGCCUAAAGAAAUGGGUUGUUGCUCGUCGAGGUCAAAACCUCAGCCAAUGAACUAUAGGAAACAAACCCUCGGAAAUGAGUGAAAAGAUUAGAAAAAUGAGGAAGGUUAAGUUCAUUAGUUCAUGAGAGAGGAAAAGAAAACGAGAGGUUUCUAAAAUUACCUAAACAAUAAACUAACCCCACCCCACCUUAAAACGAUCAAGAACAACGCAAAGGCUUCUUCUCCCCCAUCUCCACCCCGACAUCUACCCAUCUAGUACAGCCACAAUUGAAGAUUUCCUGUCAAAGAAAAAAAAAAUCCAAAUCUCACUCUGCCCCCCAUUCCCUUUAUCUAUUUACGAUUUUUCUGAUCUCUGAUCGGACGCUGUCACCAUAAAUCUAAAUGGGAUUUUCCAGCUAAGAUUGCUGUUGAAGUCACCAUACACAUGGGCUGUCAAAACCCCGACAACCAGAUUCAAGUUUCCAGAAAUUGGGUCGUUGGUUUGGAACAUAAGCAGAAACUUGAAUUAAAACUGGGUUUCGGUCUUGGUUUGGAUCUAGCAUUGAUAAACAUUUCAAUUGCUGGAUGGUUUGGAUGAGACAUGUGAGUGAGAUAUGGUAUCAUCUGGGUUCAUGAAGAUCGUCACGCCCUGUUGGAAGCCUUCUGUUGAGGACAGUAAAAGCGGAGAUGCAAGUGGACGGGUCGAUGGGUUGCUGUGGUAUAAGGAUUCAGGGCACCAUGUUAACGGGGAAUUCUCCAUGGCUGUAAUUCAAGCCAACAACUUAUUGGAAGAUCAGAGCCAACUCGAGUCGGGACCAUUGAGCUCUCUUGAUUCAGGCCCACAAGGGACGUUCGUUGGAAUUUAUGAUGGCCAUGGCGGUCCGGAGACGUCCAGGUUCAUAAACGACCGACUGUUCCAAAAUCUCAAGAAAUUCACAUCGGAGCGUCAGGGGAUAUCAGUCGAUGUUAUCAGCAAAGCAUUCUCAGCAACAGAAGAGGAAUUCCUCUCUCUUGUAAAGAAGCAAUGGUUGAAUAAGCCACAGAUUGCAUCAGUUGGGUCAUGUUGUUUGGUGGGGAUCAUAUGUAGUGGAGUGCUAUAUAUUGCGAAUGCUGGAGAUUCUCGAGUAGUUUUAGGGAGAUCUGAGAGGGCCAUCAGAGAUGUUACAGCUGUUCAGUUAUCGACAGAGCACAACGCAAGUAAUGAGUCUGUAAGAGAAGAGCUACGCAAAUUGCAUCCUGACGAUUCACAGAUAGUGGUUUUGAAGCACAAGGUUUGGCGUGUGAAGGGUCUUAUACAGGUUUCAAGAUCCAUUGGUGAUGCCUACUUGAAGAAGGCAGAGUUCAACAAAGAACCUUUGCUAGCAAAGUUUAGACUUCCCAAACCCUUUCAUAAGCCCAUCCUUAGUGCUGAGCCAUCAAUAUUGGUGCAGAAACUCAGCCCUGAAGAUCAGUUUCUUAUAUUUGCAUCCGAUGGUCUAUGGGAGCACCUUAGUAAUCAGGAGGCUGUUGACAUUGUUCACAACUAUCCACGCAAUGGAAUUGCUAAAAGAUUAAUCAAAACUGCACUCCGGGAAGCUGCAAAAAAGAGAGAAAUGAGAUACUCAGACCUGAAAAAGAUUGAUCGAGGAGUGAGGAGGCAUUUUCAUGACGAUAUCACGGUUAUAGUUUUAUUUUUAGACUACCAUCUAAUCAGUAGGAGCUCCAGCCGUGGUGUACCCUUUUCGAUUAGAGGAGCAGGGGGAGUGCCUGCACAUGCUAAAACUCCUAGUCAACGAGUUUAGUUCUCUGUCUUGCAAACCUCCUAUCUCCUCAUUUAUAUCGAGAAAUAAGGAAAAAAAUUAUGUAUAUUAAGGCUUCCCAAAAUGUUUCUUCACCAUUGCUCUCAGAGGAGCUGAUAGAGUUGGUGUUCAAGUUGGGAAAUGCCUUGUGAAGAAAAGUUACCAUUGUAAAAAGUGCCUAGAAAUCAGAAAUGAAAUUUAAAAGAUACUUUUCAGUUCAGCAAUUGUGGUUUGGCUUGUGGAAGUAAUCAGAAAGUGGUACCUCUGGAUAAGAGAGUCAAAACCAGGAUAAUAAUCA
Nelumbo nucifera (sacred lotus) is the source of this 2059-nucleotide messenger RNA. Its product is annotated as putative protein phosphatase 2C 38. The record is from RefSeq and is a predicted model, not a curated record. NCBI's taxonomy places the organism in Eukaryota, Viridiplantae, Streptophyta, Magnoliopsida, Proteales, Nelumbonaceae. Gene Ontology annotation, biological process: protein dephosphorylation. Gene Ontology annotation, molecular function: protein serine/threonine phosphatase activity; cation binding.